Messenger RNA from Hemibagrus wyckioides, 2969 nucleotides. It is a transcript of the gene tpgs1, whose product is annotated as tubulin polyglutamylase complex subunit 1. Bases 147 to 1019 code for a protein of 290 amino acids. The record is from RefSeq and is a predicted model, not a curated record. Gene Ontology annotation, biological process: protein polyglutamylation. The transcript has 2 exons. Lineage: Eukaryota; Metazoa; Chordata; Actinopteri; Siluriformes; Bagridae. Gene Ontology annotation, molecular function: microtubule binding.
CAUAGCAACACUGUUUCAUUACCUGCGGAUGCCUAGACGAGCUAGCAUGAAUCCAAAUAAACCGGAGCUCAUUUUAUCGCGUACAAUUUCAGCUAAAAUGUGUUAUCGCUUUAGUGAAUAAAUUAUAAGGUUUAAAUUUCAUUCUAAUGGCUGAAAAGAGGCGGUCUGGGGUGACCGCGGACCCCAAAUCAGCCAAAGCUGAGAGCGAUGAGGAGUUUCUGUCUCAGGCCGGAGUGGGCGCGCUGCUCCGGGCCGCGCUGCUGAAACUGGUGGAGGCCCGACCGGAAGAUCCGAUAGGAUUUCUGGCUGAGCAUUUCACUAACGAGGCGUCGGAGACGGAGAGCGGUGGUGGAGGUGAUGGAGGAGAUGGUGAUGGAGGAAGAGAUGGAGAAGGGAAAUAUCAGGACGCGCUGGAGGAGCAGCAGCUGAACAAGGCGCUCUGGCAUCUGAGCUUAGCGCAUCACUCACAGAGAUCUGCCUUUAACAACAACAUCCGCGUGGCUUAUGAUCUGCUUAGCGAAUGUGGCGCCGUCCGGCACGCACCUGGUGGAGUCCAGGGCCGACUCUACACCGAGAUGCUGCGGUGUGUGUGUGGAGACAGCGGCCUGUCCGAGACGACGGCAGCCCCUCUCCUGCAUCGACUGCAGUGCCAUGAUUACGAGGCUGUUCCUUUUGAGCUCUUCCGGCAGGCGGUGAUGACGUGUGCAGCGUUCUCCGAUUACCUCCACAGAGCACGUUGCCUGUAUGCUGCUGUGGCGUGCAGUCCUGAUCGGCAUGCAGAGCGGGAAUUAUGUGAAACGGUGCUCAACGCUCUGCGAGAGGCGCUGGACACCUCGCAUGGGUCUGACGCCACACGUUACCUAGAGGCCAGUGCUAAGAUCUCACCUGCUGAGCUAGCACGGGCCAUGGCUAAGACACAAGGUGCCAGCAGGGAACAGGAAGGGCCGAGCAUGGACAUGCGUGAGUUUGAGGACGCUGCCGCAGCACUCUUUAUAGCCAGGGUGCGAGUGAUAAACUGAUAAACACAUAUGUUAUUAGGAUUGUUAGGACUAAAGUGCAUUUGGAUUGAAUGUUGUGACUCCAUGUCUCCAUGUUCUGUUCUUAAAAACAGUAUUCACUCUGUGUGCUAUAUCUACGCACACAUUUAACCUUUCUCAGCUCCCUGUAAGGCAAACACUCAUCACAUCAACAUAUUUAUUGAUGAGUAAGGUAGAGGAAAAUGGCCAGACAGGUUUGAGCUGACAGGAAGGCUACGAUAAAUCACUCUAUAACUACUCUUUAUAACCACAGGUAGCAGUCAAGAACCCACAUGUCGAACUUAGAAGAACAAAAUCGGUUCCACUUCUGUCAACUACGAUCAGGAAUCUGAGACUUUUAAACAGUGGCUAAAACUGGACCUAAUGAAAAAAAUAAAAUAAAAUAAAUGCUGUAUGGUCUUCUAGUUAUUGUAGCCUUCGUUUUAUCUGAAGCCAGUUUAUCUAUUCUCCUCUGACCUCUCUAUCAUCAAACCCCCUGGAUAUUUUUUUUGUUUAAGAGAAAAUGAAUCAUCUUCUAUCCAUUUCUAUACAACGCUCAACAACACAGCAUUGUUACAGCAAUAAGCAUGAUACUUUAUUAAUUACCCUUAAUCCUAAAUGAUUUUAACUUGGCUGAAUUAUUCUAUAAAUCUGCAACUGCUAACUCCAGCAUGUUAUUUUAACCGAGUGUUGUUACUUCUUUCACCCAGCAGAAGGAACACAAGAUAACUUUUCAUACCCAAACCUUUGCUGCUUUAGUUCCAAAUUUGGAUCCUGUUCUUGAUAAUGAAUAGAAACUUGAUUGAUAGAAGUUUGAUUUGAGCAAAUUACGCAAGCAGAUGUGAUUAUGAAACAUUUCUUCAGUAGGUGAUUCAUUUAUUUAUUUUGUACCCGUGUUCAUUUUGCUAAUGCAUCGAUAACAUUUUUAUGUUAUUAGUUCCUUUUCAAUAAAAGACACAAAGGCUUGAAAGACUUUCGAAUCUUACUUUGACUAUAGCUUCAGUUUUAGUUCUUCUUACAUGCUCACACUCCAGCUUAAUAACGAGCUAUUACAGUCUUACCGUAUCAGCCUAUAAUUAAAUAUGUAUGUACAUAGAAUAUAUUCACAUUCACUACAUUAUCUCUAAACAGUUAUGUACAAGUGUGUUGAAACGAGAACACUGAUAGCGAUUCUCACGUCCUAUUUACCUUCUGUUGGAAUUUUCCCAUAGAAAUUACACUAAAUGAAUUUAGCUAUUGAUUUUGCAGUAUCUCUAAUGGGAACUAUAAUUUAGGGAAGCUGAUCCAGAUCCGCCUUUUAAGAGCUAUUUUUGGCUGUGCCUUUAGCCAUUAGUUAAUGUGUUGCUAAGGUUAUCAGUACUGCUCUUAUAAUAGAGCGACCCAGAGAGAAGAAGCAAUCGCUCUGGCUACAGCGCACCAAAUUUAUGUGCACUAAAUAAAACUUUCUCUUAAGAGGCACAACAGAAACAGAAACCAGAGAAUCCCUUUAUUUGGCUCCCUCUGUAUCACAAGCGCAGUCAUGUGCAGCCUCCACAGACAACAGACAGGAAGUGAGAAGGAGAAGCGGGAUGCACUACUGCACACGUUAUCAAACCUAAUGAGGAUCCGUGUGUAAAUAAUUCAGCAGGGUGUUUGUUACCAGAUCAUCCUCACCGCCCUGGCACAAAGGCCAAACUGCCGGGUUCGUGUCGAUGCGGAUUUUUCCAUUGGAAUGACAAUGUCUUCUGGACCCUGUCACAAGCACGUCUCUCCCAUCUGCUCAUGCUCUGUGAUACAGGGCUUCACAACCGCAGUGCUGCACUGAUCCAUCGAUCUGCCGUAUGGUCUGCUAGAGCUUCAUGCUUUUAUUAAGCAAAAACAACACAUGAUCAGAAAGAGUUUAGAGUUUAGAAGCAACUUUAUAGGAAUAAUCCUUUUAAAGAUGUACAGACAGGGUAUUUUUGAGUUAAUGAA